Molecule: messenger RNA, 5068 nt
Organism: Dicrocoelium dendriticum
Lineage: Eukaryota; Metazoa; Platyhelminthes; Trematoda; Plagiorchiida; Dicrocoeliidae
Source: the annotation of a GenBank genome assembly
UGUGAUGGUAGCGUACGUGCCAAACCGCCAGCCAACAGCGCGAACUGGUUUCCACCAAUCGGCAACACAAUCGGAGAUCGCAAUCAGUUCGCGGCACCGCCAACCAGUGGCGCACACAAGCUACCGAUCGGACGAACAGACCAACGGCUCGGCAAAGCGUCUGGCAAACAAGCGUGGUCCGAAUAUCCAAUCAAAACCCGAGACGGCGCGCAAACGAGUAAGCGACGUUAAGGGGAUCGAGGAAUUGCAUCAGACGCCUGACCAAUCAGCGUCACGUCAAUCCGGUACGCGAACGACCGUCCAUUGGCCAGAAAGAGCAGGCACUGAACCGAAACCCAUCGGCCGAUUGGUUUUUGAUCGUCAAGACACAGCAUGGGGAACCAAUUGUAGCAAAUGCCAUGGACGAAUUACGACCGAACGAUUGGAGGCGAAACGCCCAGGAUCAAAGGACACUGGCAAAUGGAGACAAAUGCAUGAAAGUGUAGUAGCCGAAUAGAAACGGGCGCAGAAAAUGGUCAUAUCUGAUAUAAAAAGAAAGCAAUUCUCGCCAAUAAAGAUUUUCGUGUCGCCGCCACCUGUUGUUCUUUCUGCCGGAGGGCCGCACGUUUUACAUGGCGACAGAGGACAAGAAGACACGCCGAACCCCGCAUGCGUUUGGUGGACAACCAACGAUUCCGCUGCCAGCUCCGUUGCAAAUGACCGAGAGUUCGUUGCCGGAGAAUUGGAGAAUAUGGAAGGCGAAGUGGCUAGACUUUGUAACACUGACUCAGUUGGAUUCUCAGCCAAUGGCCUAUCAACUGGCGAUGUUCAGGCAUGCCAUUGGAGACGAAGCCAGGCGGACGCUGCAAACGUUGGAUCUCAGCGAUGGAACUCAGGAGAUGGAGCUGGAUGAAGUAAUACGCAGAUUCGGCGAGUUUUGCGAAGGUUACACAAACGAAACUUACCAAAGGUAUCUGUUUUUCAGCCGAAAUCGCCUGCCGGGUGAAUCAAUCGACGCAUACAUCACGGAGCUGAAAAUUCUGGCGCGGGAUUGCAAUUUUUGCACCUGUUUACGAGAUUCGCUGAUCCGCGAUCGAAUUAUAAUUGGCAUAAAGAAUGAGGAACUUUCCAGACGCCUUUUGCGACAGCGAAACCUGUCUCUGGAACAUUGCAUCGAUAUCUGUUUUAGCGAAUCAAGGACGGCUCAACAGUUUCAGCAGCUCAAGAUGGAGUCCACGACGGAUCUGUUUGCAGUAUCCCGAGGCCGAGAAAUUGUAUCGAAGUCAUCGAGCGCGAAUCAACCCAAAUGCCAGUUUUGCGGCCGCUCACACCCAAGGCGCAAAGAGGAUUGUCCAGCAUGGGGCCGAACCUGUAUGAAGUGUGCGAAGAAGAACCACUUUGCACGUUGUUGUCAGGCAACCAAAGUCGACUCAGUCGGGCAGGACGAUCAGGAAGAGCCGCAGGAACUGGCUAUUAACAACAUGACAGGACGUGAGAGACCAGUCUGUGUAUUCGCAACGUUGCUUAUUCAAGGGCGUCCGGUGCGAUUCCAAUUGGAUUCAGGAGCAAGCGUGAACAUACUUCCUCACAAAUACUGUCCCGAUGCAGAAUACCGCCAAAUACAGACACAGCUCAGAAUGUGGAACGGAUCAAAGUUACAACCGAAGGGCUGUGUUACCAUGAAGGCCAUAAACCCGAAGGAUGGCUCCGAGCAUUUACUUGAUUUUCUCCUGGUAUCAGGAGAUUUUAUGCCCAUCCUGGGCCUUGAUUCCAUUCAGAGUUUGGGUUUUGUUUCUUUUAAUCAUGAUCGUUUUGUUCACUCGUGCGAAGUCGGUACAGAGAUCGUAGACAACUAUCCCAGUGUGUUUGAUGGUACCGUGGGAAAAUUCCAAGGCGUAGCUCACCUGUCGUUAAACGAGUCCGCUAGACCAGUAGCACUACCAGCGAGAAAAGUACCUAUCGCUUUGCGUGAGAAGUUCUUAGACGAGUUGCAGCGUUUGAUCAGUUUAGGUGUGAUUGCCAAGGUCGAUGAGCCAACCGAUUGGGUCAGUCAAGUCGCGAUAAUCACCAAGAAGUCAGGCGAUUUGCGUGUGUGCAUCGACCCUAAGCCGCUCAACGCCGCACUCAGGAGAGAGUAUUUUACACUACCAACGCUAGAUGACGUCUUACCCGAGUUGUCCAAGGCCAGAUUGUUCACGAAGGUCGACCUCGCUUCCGCUUUCUGGCACGUCCAGCUUGACGAAGAGUCCAGUUAUUUAACCACGUUCGGAACGCCAUUUGGACGGUUUCGGUGGUUGCGCUUACCAUUCGGUUUGAAAGUGUCCAGUGAAAUUUUUCAGAAACGAUUAAUGCAGGCCCUAGACGAUCUACCCGGAGCUAUUUGUGUAGCAGACGAUGUAGUGGUUUUUGGGGCGACUCUGGAAGAGCACGACCGUAACCUGAGCAGAUUUCUAGAACGCUGUAAAGACAAGAAUAUCAGAUUGAAACGUGAGAAAAUUGAGUUACGAAAAACAGAGCUGGUGUUCCACGGACAUGUUUUGAGCGCAGAAGGUCUAAAGCCAGAUCCGGAGAAAGUUAGAGCCAUAAAAGAGAUGCCACCUCCGACAGAUGUUAAAGCCGUGAGCAGACUAAACGGGAUGGUGAAUUACCUCAGCCGCUUCCUUCCACGACUAGCCGAAGUAAUGGUUCCUAUCCGAAAACUUACACAUAAGGGCGAGAGCUGGCAGUGGAACACAGAACAGGAGGAGGCUUUCCAGAACAUCAAACAACUGAUCGCGUGCGCCCCUGUCCUAGCGUAUUACGAUCCGUCACUUCCCCUUGAAAUCCAGUGUGACAGCAGCCAAUUCGGUAUCGGUGCCGUGCUAAUGCAGAACGGGAAGCCCAUCGAUUUUCGCAGUCGGACACUAACGGAAUCCGAGCGCCGUUAUGCACAGAUUGAAAAGGAGAUGCUAGCAUUGGUUUAUGCCAUAGAGCGUUUCAACGAUUACACUUUUGGUCGCCGGACCACUGUAUUUACCGAUCACAAGCCUCUGGUAUCAAUAGCCAAUAAACCACUGCACGUCGUCCCACGCCGCUUACAACGAAUGCUCAUUCGGCUCCAGAAGUACGACCUAGACAUCGUCUACCAACCGGGGUCGAGGAUGUACAUUGCAGACACACUGUCUAGGGCAUAUCUUUCCGAUGUGACCGCAACGCAAGAAGACCAAGACAUUGUCCAUGUCACUCAGCUAUUGGCCGUCACAGAGGAGCGUUUCCAGCAACUACUACGCCACACGGAAGCAGACGAGCUGUGUAAUCGGCUCAAGGAAACGAUACUGAAAGGGUGGCCCGAUAGUAAAAACAAGCUGCCAAAGGAGUUGACUCCCUUCUUUAACUUUCGGGAUGAACUUGUCACACAGGAUGGGCUAAUCUUCAAAGGCAACCGUAUACUCGUUCCAAAGGCAAUGCAACGACCCAUGCUGGAGCUGAUACACGGAAGUCAUUCAGGAGUCAAUGCUUGCGUGGCGAGAGCUCGAGAGCUAAUGUUUUGGCCUGGAAUGACUAGUCAGAUACGGGAUCAUGUUUCAAACUGCUUAGCCUGUCGAGCACAUGAUGUCCGCCAGCCGAAGGAGCCUAUGAUGCUUCGUGAGGUCCCGGAAAGGCCGUGGCAGAAAGUCGCCCUAGACAUCUUUGCACAUGACGGAAAGAAUUACCUGAUCGCUGUCGAUUACUUUAGCGACUAUUUCGAGAUUGAUGCUCUCACGUCUACUAGCACACAGGCCGUGAUAAACAAGCUACGAUCGCAGUUUGCGCGACAUGGGAUACCGGAAGAGGUAGUGUCCGACAAUGGCCCCCAAUUCAACAGCGCCGAAUUUCGGAGUUUCAGCGAAAAGUGGGAUUUCCUUCAUCGUUUAACCAGCCCUUACCACAGUCAGUCAAAUGGAAAAGCUGAGUCAGCCGUGAAGGAAGCAAAGAAGUUACUCACCAAAGCCAAGGAGACCAAAGAAGAUCCUUACAUCAUGUUGUUAGAACGAAGGAACAUGCCAUCUGCCGAAAUUGGAUGCAGUCCAGCGCAACGUCUGUUUGGCCGUAGGACAAGAACCCUGUUGCCGAUCGCCAAUACUCUGCUGCAGCCUGAAAUACCAUCGCAGAGCUUGAUGUAUGAGCGCUUGCGUGAGCGCAUGCUUCGACAAAAGAAAUAUUACGAUCGCGGAACGAAGCAGCUUCCACGCCUGUUGCCCGGAGACGAGGUCUGGGUCGCGCCGACACCGGGAGCUAACGGGUCUUGGAGGAGAGGGCGAGUAGAAGGUCUCAAAGGCGAACGAAGCUACGACGUAAGAGUUGGGGAUAGUCUAUUUCGACGCAACCGGGUGCAGUUAAGGAGACAACGUGGUGAACAAGCACGGCAUCGUGCGAAGCAGCCAACGCAGCCGGACAUUUCGGUGGAUACGGCAGCACACGACCACAAGACUACACGCAGUGGAAGGCGAUACAGCGCUUACGUAAUCGGACUACAAAAAAACGAAAAAAGGAAGGAUGUGAUGGUAGCGUACGUGCCAAACCGCCAGCCAACAGCGCGAACUGGUUUCCACCAAUCGGCAACACAAUCGGAGAUCGCAAUCAGUUCGCGGCACCGCCAACCAGUGGCGCACACAAGCUACCGAUCGGACGAACAGACCAACGGCUCGGCAAAGCGUCUGGCAAACAAGCGUGGUCCGAAUAUCCAAUCAAAACCCGAGACGGCGCGCAAACGAGUAAGCGACGUUAAGGGGAUCGAGGAAUUGCAUCAGACGCCUGACCAAUCAGCGUCACGUCAAUCCGGUACGCGAACGACCGUCCAUUGGCCAGAAAGAGCAGGCACUGAACCGAAACCCAUCGGCCGAUUGGUUUUUGAUCGUCAAGACACAGCAUGGGGAACCAAUUGUAGCAAAUGCCAUGGACGAAUUACGACCGAACGAUUGGAGGCGAAACGCCCAGGAUCAAAGGACACUGGCAAAUGGAGACAAAUGCAUGAAAGUGUAGUAGCCGAAUAGAAACGGGCGCAGAAAAUGGUCAUAUCUGAUAUAAAAAGAAAGCAAUUCUCGCCAAUAAAGAUUUUCGUGUCGCCGCC